Messenger RNA from Candida dubliniensis CD36, 882 nucleotides. It is a transcript of the gene TRY4, whose product is annotated as Try4p. NCBI's taxonomy places the organism in Eukaryota, Fungi, Ascomycota, Pichiomycetes, Serinales, Debaryomycetaceae. The transcript has a single exon. Gene Ontology annotation, cellular component: nucleus. The record is from RefSeq and is a predicted model, not a curated record. The coding region runs from base 1 to 882 and encodes 293 amino acids.
AUGUCUUUACCAAUGUCACCUGUUUCACCAAUAAAUACCAGCACACCUAGUUCCACAACUAAAACUAAAACUACAACACCUCCAUCACCACCAUCACUGAUUGAACACUCUUCACAUCCAUUAACAUCAUCAAUAUCAAAUAAUUCCAUCGCGAGUGAUUCAUCUCUAGAUAGUGAUACAUCUGCCACUAGCACAACCACCAAUUAUGGAACCAAAACUCCAUCAGGAAAUGCUCGAAUUUUCAACUGUAAAUUAUGCCAACGAGCAUUCACUAGAGAAGAACAUCUUACUCGACACACUUUAUCGACUCAUAAUAAAUUGAAACCAUUUACUUGUGGUAUUUGUAGUCGACCAUUUUCUCGAAGAGAUUUAUUAUUACGACACGCUAAAAAUCUACACCAAGGAAGUGAAGUUGCCGUCAGUAGAAUUAGAAAAAGUUAUAAACAUUGCAAUAAAGAUAAUGAUAGUAAGAAUAGUUCUGAUUCUAAUUCAAUUAGUAACAAGACAACUAAGUAUGGUAAGAAACAAGAAGUUGAAGAAGACGAAGAAGAAGAAGUGAAAAGUGAUACUAGCAGUGGAGCUGAUGACGAAGAUAGUAAUUCCAGCAACGGUGGUGGUUCUAAUUAUCAUGCUAUUAGUAAUGGAAACAAGCGAUUUGUUAAUAAUAAUCCUCAACUCAAAAGAAACAUGACUAAUGGGUCUGCACUGUCUACUACUAAUACUACUAUAAACACCACCAUUCCUAUUUCUACUAAUAAUAAUACUACUUCAAUAUCAAAAUCAUCAUCUAGUCAUAUCCGACAACGUCCUUUAAAUGUUGAAGAUUAUGAUACCCCGGAGAAGAAAAGAUUGAAAAUGUCGGUCAAUAUGUUGGUGAGCUAA